AUGAAAACCAUUGGCGUGCUCGCCUUGCAAGGUGCUUUCCUGGAACACGAAUGUUAUUUGAACAAAUGCAUUGAUAAAAAUGACUAUGAUAUAAAAGUUCAAACUGUUAAGACACCUGCGGAAUUAGAGCUCUGCGACGCGCUAAUAAUUCCAGGAGGUGAAUCAACAGCUAUUUCUCAAAUUGCAGAAAGGACCGGCUUAUAUGAGCAUCUCUAUAAUUUUGUCCGCGACAGAAAAAAGGCUGUGUGGGGAACUUGCGCCGGUUUGAUAUUUUUGGCGAGUGAGCUGCGUAACGAAAGCGAGUUGGUUAAGACCUUGGGUAUCCUCAAGGUAUCUGUUGAAAGAAACGCAUUUGGAAGGCAGUCGCAUUCUUUCGUAUCAGAAUGUGACUUUUCAUCCUUCUUGCCCGAAGGAAAUUCAUUCCCUGCCGUAUUCAUACGAGCUCCUGUUAUCGAUCAUGUGAUUGAUGAAAGGAACGUUAAGGUCCUCCAUAAAUUAACCUCUCCUCAAGGUAGUGAACUUAUCGUAGCAGUGAGACAGGGAAAUAUACUUGCAACGUCUUUCCAUCCUGAAUUAGCAGAUGACAUUAGAUUCCAUGAGUGGUUUAUAAACGAGUUCGUCAUAUGA
Messenger RNA from Lachancea fermentati, 627 nucleotides. The record is from the annotation of a GenBank genome assembly. Lineage: Eukaryota; Fungi; Ascomycota; Saccharomycetes; Saccharomycetales; Saccharomycetaceae.